Messenger RNA from Nicotiana tabacum (common tobacco), 2329 nucleotides. RefSeq names its product BTB/POZ domain-containing protein At3g22104. Gene Ontology annotation, molecular function: protein binding. The record is from RefSeq and is a predicted model, not a curated record. NCBI's taxonomy places the organism in Eukaryota, Viridiplantae, Streptophyta, Magnoliopsida, Solanales, Solanaceae.
CUGCAUUUCCUCUCCCUUUUCUUUUUUUGUUUCUUUGUCCAAAUGAUAUCUUGUCAAUUAUGUUAUUCUGUUUUUAGUUCAAAUUCUCAGUUCUUGGCUUGUUUUCUCCUCUAUUUUCUCCACACAAAAAAAAAUCUGUGCGCAAAAUUGUGUGAAGGCAGGGUAGCACACUAUCUAUCCAGACCCUACUUGUUGGAUUCCACUGUAUUUGUUGUUGUGUGCAAAAUUGUAUUCCCCCCUCCCCCCAAAAAUGGUGUUCUGUUUAACUUGGCUUCAUUUCUUUCCAUUGUGUGCUACUGUUAAGUUCAGAGAUCAUUCUCCUUCAUGUUUAUGUGUUGUCUUUUAACUAUAUCUACAUUAUUGUCUUUAACUUUUCCUACCCAUGUUUAACCAAAAAUUAAAUUCUGUACCUAUAUUAUUGAUAAGUGGGGCUAAGUUUGUAUUACUCCAGCUUACUUCUUUUUCUCCAAUGUGACUUGUAAGCUCACCGCCCUUCGUUUUUGUAUGUUUCCUCGCAUUUAUUAUUGAUAUUAUUAUGAGGUUUAAAUGUUCUAACCUCUUUUAAAUUUGGUUCUUUCACAUCUUUUUAGAGUAUGACCAAAAAGGUUGCUCUCAUUUCCACUCAUUACUGUGCUUUCCCUACUUUGGCUGAAUGUUAUAUGUUCUUAUUCAGGAAGAAUAAAUAAAUUAUUUGGGAAAACAAAACGAGGGACAAAAUAUUUAAAGGUGAUAUUUCAUGAUUUCCCUGGUGGAGCUGAGAGUUUUGAGCUCAUUACAAGAUUCUGUUACAACAAAGGGAAGAUUGAGAUAAACCACAUUAAUGUUUCAACUCUGUAUUGUGCUGCCUGUUAUAUGGAAAUGGAGAAAUCUGUAUCCGGAAACCAAAAUCUAUUCGAGCUAACUGAGAAUUCGCUUGCGGAUAUAAGGUAUUGGACUUGGUCUGAGCUUCUUGAUGCCUUAAAGCAAUGUCAAAAUUUGAUUCCUGUGGCAAGUUCUUCAGGUGUAAUUGAUAAGUACCUCGAUUCUCUUAUCGGGAGAGUUGCAUCUUCCUGUGAAACCAGUCCUUGUCCGUCGACUUCUUCUGCUGACAGUUCUGGAUUUCGGUUGUCUUGUGAUUCAAAAAGUACAGAGAGCUUUAAAAAUAGCAUAUUUAGGGCAACAUGGUGGUUUGAGGAUCUAGCUGCUUUCGAGCCCUUUUUGAUCGAUAUUUUGGCAAAGCAAAUGGUAUCCAGAAAUCUUGAUCAUGGUAUUCUUAGUAAGUUUUUGUUCUAUUACCAAAAAUCAAGAUUUGCAUCGGCCAAAAUAAUGGAUGAGAAAUGCAAGACGAUGGAGACAGUUAUCGAGAUGCUUUAUUUGCUAGAUUUAAGCUGCAUUUCCUUCAAAACCUUAUUUGGAAUGCUUCGAAUUACUCUGAAUUUGAAGAUAAGCAAGUGCUCGAGGAACAAGUUAGAGAGCAUGAUUGGUUCCCUGUUGGAUCAAGCGACUUUGGAUAACCUGCUGCUCCCAUCACCAGUUGGAUCAAGUUAUUUAUAUGAUGUGAAUUUAGUUCUUAGGUUGCUGAAAUCAUUUAUUAGCAAAGGGGCAUGUUGUGUUCCAUUAACACGAUUGAAGAAAGUUGCUAGCUUGAUCGACUUGUACAUAGCAGAAGUAGCUCCUGAUCCAUGUCUAAAACCUUACAAGUUUCUUGCACUGGUCAAAUCGCUGCCUGAAUCUGCUAGGGACUCAUAUGAUGCAAUCUACCACGCCACGGUGAUGUAUUUUGAGGUACAUUCAGGGUUAUGUGAAGAGGAAAAGAUGAAAGUAUGUAGUGGACUGAAGUAUGAGAAGCUGUCAACAGAGGGUUGUAACCACUUAGCUCAGAACAAGAAAUUCCCUACAAAAUCUGCUGGACAAGCUCUCAUCACACAGCAAGUGAGGCUCAAAAGCUUGCUUCAAGAAACCAAUCAAGCCAGUCCUUAUAUCAAUUCGCCUUGUAGUUUUGUGGAAACAGAAAAUACAGGUAAGGAAGAUCAGCAGAUCGUGCUAUACGCAGGAAAGCUGGAUCUUUCGACUGAGAAUGAGAAACUUAAAGUACAUUUACAAGGUAUGCAAUGUAGAGUGCUAGAAUUGGAAAAAGUUUGCAGGAAAAUGCAAAAUCAGAUGGCAAAGAUGUUGAAAUCAAGAGUAUCAAGCCAUAACAAUGCAAGAUCUUUGCCUAGGCUAUGUUCUUGAUUGAGAUAAUAAAUCCAAUCAUUCUUAAGUAUUUACUUUAUUAAUGUUAUUAUGAAUGUGUGUAAAUAGAAAUUAGUGGUUUGUUUGAAUUGCAAGAGUACUUUUACCCCACCACUUA